AUGACCAGCCUGUGCCCUGAUACGCAAUCCUCGGCGGACUCGGCAGUCGAGCUCGUGACAGACCGCCUUGAGACCCCCUCGCUGGAUGACCGGUCAUACCGAGUGAUCCGUCUCUCGAACCAGAUCGAAGCCCUUCUGGUGCACGAUCCGAAGACAGAAAAGGCCAGUGCUGCGAUGGACAUCAACGUCGGGAGCUUUAGCGAUGAAGAUGACAUGGCCGGAAUGGCUCACGCAGUCGAGCAU
Messenger RNA from Canariomyces notabilis, 243 nucleotides. RefSeq lists its product as uncharacterized. The transcript has a single exon. Gene Ontology annotation, cellular component: mitochondrion; cytosol. Lineage: Eukaryota; Fungi; Ascomycota; Sordariomycetes; Sordariales; Chaetomiaceae. Gene Ontology annotation, biological process: peptide catabolic process. Gene Ontology annotation, molecular function: metalloendopeptidase activity; metal ion binding. The annotation marks the transcript as partial. The record is from RefSeq and is a predicted model, not a curated record.